Messenger RNA from Phalacrocorax carbo (great cormorant), 5149 nucleotides. Lineage: Eukaryota; Metazoa; Chordata; Aves; Suliformes; Phalacrocoracidae. The record is from RefSeq and is a predicted model, not a curated record.
CGGGGCGGGGGCGGGCCGGGCCGGGCCGGGCCGGGCGGCGGUGGGGCGCAGGAUGGAGAGCCCGGCGGUGACCUUCACCCUGGCCUACCUGGUGUUCGCCGUCUGCUUCGUCUUCCCGCCCGACGAGGUGCGCUCGGCGGGGCUGACGGUGCAGAGCCUGCUGUCCGCCUGGCUGGGCAGCGAGGACGCGGCCUUCGUGCAGUACCACCUGCGGCGGAGCACCGGCACGCUGCUGGCGCACUCCCUUCUGCCCCUGGGUUAUUACCUUGGCAUGUGCUUUGCUGCACCUGAAAAACAUCUUUGUUUCUUCUACCUGGCUUCAAAAGGAUGGAAAACUUUCUUCUUCUUUGCCAUUCUCUUUCCAGCAGUCACCAGUGCCCUGGCAUAUUACUGGUCACGGAAAGGUUGGAAUAAUCAUCCAUUAGCCCGAACGCUUGCUGUUCAUGCGCUCCCGCAGUCAGGUUGGAGGGCAGUAGCUUCUUCUAUCAAUACAGAAUUUAGGAGAAUUGACAAAUUUGCUACCGGAACCCCAGGAGCAAGAGUUAUUGUUACGGACACAUGGGUGAUUAAAGUGACCACCUACUGUUUACAUGUUGCCCAGCAGCAGGACAUUCAUUUGACGGUGACAGACUCCAGACAGCACGAACUCACCCCAGACUCAAAUAUGCCUGUGCAGUUCCUCACCAUCCGAGUUGCCAGUGUUAAUCCCUAUGUGAAGGCAUUUGAUAUCCGGUUGAACUCCACAGAGUAUGGGGAGCUCCGAGAAAAGCUCCGUGCUCCCAUCAGCAACGCAGCUAAUGUUGUGAUCCAUCAAAGCCUUAGUGAUUUAUUUCUAGAAACCUUUACAUCUCUGGUGGAAAUUAACCAGACAUAUCCUGCUCCAACCACUCAGGAGCUGGAGCCAUGCAUAGGGUGUAUGCAGACUAUUGCUAACAUCAAGCUCAUCAAGAACUGCCAGGAGCCAAACGAAGGGGAAUGUCAGCAGUGCUACUGUCGUCCCAUGUGGUGCCUCACCUGCAUGGGCAAAUGGUUUGCCAGCCGACAGGAUCAGCAGCACCCAGAGACCUGGCUGUCAAGCCAAGUGCCUUGUCCGACUUGCCGAGCCAAAUUUUGCAUUUUAGAUGUUUGCAUAAUACGAUGAAUAAUACUUGGGUAUGUUUUAACUUUUUCAAUGUGAAUGUAUUUCAUAGUGGGUUUGGUUAAAAGGCCUGUUAGAUUUGUUUCUGAGACUUCGUGUUCUACAGGGGUGCAAACUCCAAAGCUUUCUUCUGUAGCGUGGAAAGCAGAUGUAAAUCUUUUUAGUUCCUCUCCACUUUUACCUGUGUCUUUGGUUUUUAUUCACCAGAUGUCAGUUUCUGGAUUUUUUUUUUGUUAACCCAUAUUUUCCUUUCUUAUGUCUUGGAUGGAAUAAGGGUAUCCCUUCUGUAUUUGCAGUACUAUUCUCUUUUCCAGUUUUAAUGUAGGUUAAAUUCUUUACAUUUUUAAAUUUAACUUGGGUUUUGAUCUUUAGUAAAGGGCUAACUGAGAAAAUUACUAUGGCUAGACUUCAUUGAUACUUUUCCAUAUGUAAAGUUCUUACAAGUCUUUGCCAGUGUUGACCCAACAAGUAUACCAGUUGUUUUCCUUCUGCUUGUUCCCUCCACUUAUAAAGGGGAUUGGUUUCUGUAGGCUAAGGAAUUUAAUAUCUGAAGAUGUACAACUCCCAUAGGGACCUUUUAUUCACUUAAUCUGCCUCUAAUUUAUAUUUUGAUUGAUUUAUUUCAAACAACAGAAGGAUUCAGAAACAUACCCCAUUUACCUACACUGCUAACGCUAUGCAUGGUUGUAUCUGUUGGAUGCCAGGAGUUACAUUGCUUAGGGUUCCGAUGCUUUUUAGGUGAUGGACUUUUUGUUAUACAUUUGAAAGGAGUGCAGCAAACGCCUGAACUGUUUAAAUACUCUGAAAGUAUUCCAAAGCUAUUUCAAAGCCUGUAAGGUUUUCCUGAGGGGUAACCUUCCCCCUGAAAGAGACAGCAGGAUCACAAAGGAUCCCCGAAGAAUGACGGUCACUAAUGAAAGUUUUUCAGGCUUGGAAUUCAAAGACUGAUCGUAAGUAAUAGUCGGUGUUUUAAUGCUCAUAGGUUACUGAUGCACACUUUUUGGUCUGAUCUGCACCAGAAUAAUUUGUAAAUUAAAAUCAAAGCAUUUUCAGUACAUUUAAGAGAGCCCUACUCCUAGACCUAAAUGCAGUGCUUAGUGUUCUAGCUGUGCAUCGUACCCUUCAAUGAACAAUUAUUUGGCAUACUGCUUGGCAGAAAGCCUCAAGCUGCUGGAGAAUGUGAGUUCUUACACUGACCUGUGCAGCACAGGGGCUGAGAUGCAGCUAUUUGCUUGCUUGGGUUGUCUGUCUUAGAGGGGUAGUAACUCCAGGCAGACAGGUGGUCAAAUAGAGGGAGAAAGGAAUAGUUUAGUGCUUUGGUCUAGGAGAAUAAAAGCCCUCAUAGCUCCCACCUCUAUAAUCAGGAAGAUCUUAUCAGUAAAUCACUAGCAUAGAUGACAUGCCAGUGGUUAACUCAAAAUGUCUUGAUUACCAUGGUAGGGAAAACUGCUUUGAGCAGGAAUAAGUGGCAGGAUGCUAAAAACGGCAGAAGUACUGGAAGCACAGCCAUGAACGAGUGCGUUAGAGUCUCCGUGUAGCUACAGGUUGCAUGGUGUGUUUAGAGCCAGACAGCCAGGAAAUGGUUAUGAAUGUGGCUGCAAGCCCUAUUUUGGAGAGGGAUAAGGAAUCGGGAACAGGUUUGACAGCAUAAUUUGAGAACUAACAUAUAGGUUACGUUGUUGGUGUUGAUUUUUUUAAUAACAUGCACUUACAAAAAUCCAAACUGUUCGGGUUUAAGGACUCUAAUUGCUAGAGUGUAUCUCAGUUGUUACAUAUACAACAUUUACUAUGCAAUUAUCGGUACUACCUGUUAAUAAGGGUGAUUUUUCUGUUUUUCAUUACCUGUUUUUUUGGACUGGAUAAAGUGAAAAUUUGACACCGAGACUGGAUUUGUCUUGCUUUCCCAAAAAGACCUUAACUGGCAUGUCCCUCUUCAUCUGAAUAGGAUUGAGUUCCUGAGUUUCAGACAGAUUUGUUGACAAGUCUGAAAAUUAAUAAAAAAUCAAGGAGCUGAUCAGUGAUUGAAUUGAAAAUAUUUUCCAGUACUUCUGUGGGAAAGUUAUUUGGAAGUUUGAAAGGGUCUCUGCAGGGCGUUUUAACCUUGGAAGAUUCUUACAGGGCCAGGUGGUGUUAUCUGACAUGCACCUCCCCACUGUGCAGCGGCCUCACAAAUAAGCCUUUUCUACUUUUUACUUCUGGAAAGUUUACAUAGUGUGGCACAGAUACAAGGAAUGUGGUCCUUGAAAUAGUUGCAGAAGAGAGGGUAGGAUUUUGGAGCUGUUGUUUUGCCACUGACAAGUCAUUCAAUUCAUACAGCUCUUUUCCUCUUUGGAGUAAAAGUAUUUAUUGUAAAGACGUGCAAAGUUAACAUCGCAAAGGCCUUGAGAAACUUAGGUAAUAGGUAUGUGUAGUGGCAGAUGGUUUUCUAGAAAAACAGGUCAGUUGCCAGUGGCAUCUCUGUGAUAAGAGCUUUAGUCUCCUAAUUGCUUUGAAUUGAUGGGAAGUUUUCAUUUCAGAGAAACUUUGCUUUUAUUCAUCUUACUUCUUUUGCCAAUAUAACAGUACGACAAAGUAACAGUCAUAAAUGUGUAAUACUCUUGCAUUUUUAAUGGUAGUGCUCUAUCCACAGAAGUGCCUCUUAAAAAUCUUAGUAAUAAUUACCAAAAUAAAAUUAUGAUUUAUGUUAAUCACAGUGCCUGACUUAAGUUCCUUAAAACAAGCAAUUUUUUUCCCAAGUUUAAAUUCUCAAAGUAAUCUGGCAUGCCUGCCUCCAAAGUUGGUAAGCUUCUUAAAGGCUGUGUUAGAGAACAAACUUGUUCAAAAUCCAUAUGAUGUGUUUUUCUUAGAGACAGUAGGAGAAACUGUGACCUCUCCCUGCAGAGUCAUGCGAUAUCUUAUUUGUCUUGAAUAAAUCACUGAACAUCAGAAUAAUACCAUAUAAAAAUAGGCAUUUGUCUUUGUGAUAGCUUCAGGUCAUCAUCCGAAGAAACAUAUUCACAGGCUUUUUCUAGAGAUGAUCUCUGCGGUAAAAAGAAAUACAUUGCCUCGCACCCAGUCUUGAUAUGUUUCUUAAACAUAAGAAUAGGGUUUAGAAUCAGUCUUUUUACAGCACUUUUUCUAAGAAAAAAAUGAACCAAGUAAUGUGGUGGGCUAAAAUAUUUACUUAUUUUUCUUGCAUUAUAAGUGAUUUAGCAUUGCUUUUUCAGCAGUAUAUAUGCUUUUCCACAUCACUGACUUGUGGAUAGACGAAGUUAGUAAACUGAAGUAUGUUAUAUAAAUGUAAUGUCAUUACAGUAAGACAAUCUAUAUGUGGGUGCACAGUGUCAGUAUAAAUACCCCAUAUAUAUGUAUACAUGCAUAGCCCAAAUUUCCAUAUGUGCUGCAGCUGAACAGGUGUUUCUGAAAACACGGACUUUGGCUGUAUUAUUUAUUUCCACAAUUUUGUUAUUUCUGUAACUAUAGCAUUCCAGAAAAUAUGAGCAAAAUAUGUUACCUGUUGAUUUUUUAGGUUAACAUGGUUUGCUAAUGCAAAAAAAGGUAUUAUUGUCCAAGCAGGAUGUAUUGUAAAUCCAUAUGAAUGCAGUUGUUUACGAUGAGGCUUGCCAUAACUUGAAACCAAAAUACCAGGUUAUUAUAUGUCUCCUUAGUAUGAGUAUUUUUGUUGUGUUAGAACUUGGUAGACUGCAGCUACAUACCAUUCCAGUCAGGCAAAACCUCAAUAAGACAUAACUGACUGAAGUUCUGAGUGCCAUUUCUUAAGAAAUGUUGACUUUGAGAUAUUUAAGGAGUUGAAAUACAAAUACUCAAGCUCUUACAUGCAUUACAAGACAUUUUCUUCCAAAGAUAUACCACAGGGUUUGUUAAUUGUGGUUGCUUUUUUUAAUCUAGAUAGCUUACCUAUUUUAAAAUGGACAGUAUUGUUUGGAUAGCCUUUAAGGAAAAGGCUUAAUGAAUAUAUGUAGUUAAGCUUAAAACUCUCUGAAGAGCUGAAUAAAAAUAUGAUUUAUUUUA